GUUCUCUCUGUUCUCUCCUCAGCUGAGCUGCUUGGUAGGGUUUUCUCUCUUUGUUUUGCCUCUAUCUUUCUCAACGGAAACGGUGUUUACGCUCGUAAGAGUGUGUAGGAGGAAGGAAGUGAGGGUUUGAUGGACGCGUACGCGCUACAUUUGGCGGUGGCGGCUCUGGUGGGAGCCUCGGUGGUGGCCGUUUCGGCGUAUUAUAUGCACCGGAAAACCCUAACGCAGUUGCUGGAGUUCGCGAAGACGGUGGAGAGGGACAGGGAGAGGGAGGAUAACUCGGACCUCGACUCGCCGCAGCACCAGAAGAAGCGGCGUGGGCACCACACGCGCCGGAAGGGGAGCGGAUACUACAGGCGCAGCUCCGCUUCGCUUCCGGAUGUCACUAAGAUCGCCGGAGGAGUCGACGGCGGUGUCGAGGAGCGGCGCAGCAACGGUCCCCUCAACGUGGAUGGGAUUCCGGUCGGGUUGCCGAGGCUGCACACGCUCCCGGAAGGGAAAUCUUCUGGGCUUGCAAGUUCAACUAAGAGAAGUAGUUCUCUUCUCAGACCAACUUCUCCCAAGUCUCCUGUUGCAAGUGCCAGUGCCUUUGAGAGUGUAGAAGGAUCUGAUGAUGAAGAUAACAUGACUGACAAUGCUAAACUAGAUAUAACGUAUCUGCAUACGAAUGGAAAUGCUGGGCCAGAGAGUAAAACCCUAUAUGAGAAUUUACCAGACCACAUUAAGGCCAGUGGUGAGCAGAUGCCUAUUGCUGCCUCCAGUAUGAUUCGAUCCCAUAGCGUGUCUGGUGACCUACAUGGUGUUCAACCUGACCCAAUUGCAGCUGAUAUUCUCAGGAAAGAGCCAGAACAAGAAACUUUUGCCCGACUUAAAAUAGCCCCUACUGAGGUGCCAUCAUCCGAUGAAGUGGAGGCCUAUAUUGUUCUUCAAGAAUGCCUUGAAUUGCGAAAAAGAUAUGUUUUCAGGGAAGCAGCGGCUCCAUGGGACAAAGAGGUUAUAUCUGAUCCCAGUACUCCAAAGCCUAAUCUUGAGCCAUUCUCUUAUAUUCCUGAGGGAAAGUCUGAUCAUUACUUUGAGAUGCAAGAUGGGGUCAUUCAUGUCUAUGGAAAUAAAGAUUCGAAAGAAGAGCUUUUCCCUGUUGCCGAUGCGACAGCCUUUUUCACUGACCUGCAUCACAUACUUCGAGUUAUUGCAGCAGGGAAUAUUAGAACUCUAUGCCAUCAUCGGCUGAAUCUUCUGGAACAAAAAUUCAAUCUUCAUUUGAUGCUUAAUGCGGAUAGAGAAUUUCUUGCUCAGAAAAGUGCUCCACAUCGUGACUUCUAUAAUGUCCGGAAAGUUGAUACACAUGUUCAUCACUCGGCAUGCAUGAACCAGAAACAUCUUUUAAGGUUUAUAAAGUCAAAGCUGAGGAAGGAGCCUGAUGAGGUUGUGAUAUUUCGAGAUGGGACAUAUCUGACCUUGAAAGAAGUAUUUGAGAGCUUGGAUCUAACUGGGUAUGAUCUGAAUGUUGACCUUUUGGAUGUUCAUGCAGACAAGAGUACUUUUCAUCGCUUUGAUAAGUUCAAUCUUAAGUAUAACCCUUGUGGUCAAAGUAGGCUCAGGGAGAUUUUCCUUAAGCAAGAUAAUCUCAUCCAAGGUCGUUUCCUUGCUGAGCUGACAAAGCAAGUGUUUUCUGAUCUUGCUGCGAGUAAAUAUCAGAUGGCUGAAUACAGAGUAUCAAUAUAUGGUAGGAAGCAAAGUGAGUGGGAUCAAAUGGCUAGUUGGAUAGUGAAUAAUGAAUUGUACAGUGAGAAUGUUGUUUGGCUGAUUCAGCUUCCACGAUUGUACAAUGUGUACAAGGAAAUGGGAAUUGUUACAUCAUUUCAGAACAUUCUUGACAAUAUCUUUAUUCCACUAUUUGAGGUUACUGUGGAUCCAGAUUCACAUCCUCAGUUGCAUGUUUUCUUGAAGCAGGUUGUUGGAUUGGACUUGGUGGAUGAUGAAAGUAAGCCUGAAAGACGCCCCACAAAACACAUGCCCACACCGGCCCAGUGGACCAAUGUAUUCAAUCCGGCAUUUUCAUACUAUGUGUAUUACUGUUAUGCUAACCUCUACACGCUAAACAAGCUUCGUGAAUCAAAAGACAUGACAACAAUAAAAUUCCGUCCACAUUCUGGAGAGGCUGGUGAUAUCGACCACCUUGCGGCAACCUUUCUUACAGCUCAUAAUAUUGCACAUGGAAUCAAUUUGAGAAAAUCGCCUGUACUUCAAUAUCUGUAUUAUCUAGCGCAGAUUGGUCUGGCUAUGUCUCCACUGAGCAACAAUUCCUUAUUUUUGGACUAUCAUCGGAAUCCAUUUCCUAUGUUUUUCCUACGGGGUCUCAAUGUUUCUCUUUCUACUGAUGAUCCUCUGCAAAUACACUUAACAAAAGAACCUUUGGUGGAAGAAUAUAGCAUAGCUGCUUCUGUGUGGAAGCUCAGUUCGUGUGAUCUAUGCGAGAUUGCCCGUAAUUCAGUCUACCAAUCAGGAUUCUCGCAUGCCUUGAAGUCGCACUGGAUUGGGAAAGAGUACUUCAAGAGAGGACCGAAUGGAAACGACAUUCACAGAACUAAUGUGCCUCAUAUUCGUUUGGAAUUCCGUGACACGAUCUGGAGAGAGGAGAUGCAACAGGUUUAUCUGGGCAAGGCCAUUAUCCCUCAAGAAGUGGAAAAGUGAUGUGCAAGCAGGCAAGGAAAUCUGAGUUCUGCUUAUUUGUUGGGGGCAAGGAACUUACUUUGCACUUGCUCAUCCUGCAUGAAAGAGAGAGUAUAUAUAAUUCUGGCAUGCAAGCUGAAAUUUGGCUAUAGCUGAAGCAGCUUGCGAACAGAAGUUAAACGUGAUCUGAAGACAACGGAGCCAUCUGAUGGCGCAUUCACAAAUUAUAAUAUAUUAUCUAAUGGCGCCAUUGUCUGAGGCAGAUUCUCACUCUGGAAUAUAUCCUAUAGCAGUAAGGUGUCCAUCUCUCCUCUGAGCAAAUAAUGGCAGUGAUAUUUUGUAGUAACUCCGUAGGUUAUAACUAGAACUAGAUAAUCAUAGGGUUUUUCUUAUUUUGAACGUUGCAGCUAGUUAUAUGUAAAACGCUACAAUGUAAUGCUUUCCCAUGGCAAGAAGGGAAAGUAGUCUCUUGCCCUAUUAAAUUUUGGCUCUUAUAUCUUUAUAAAUGUGGUCAUUUCUCAUAUCUCAUGGAGAGAAACGGAACGGAACAAUAAAUCGAUGUUUUGCAGUCGGUUAUAAAUAAGAUGAACUGUCCUCUAGUGUC
Messenger RNA from Corylus avellana, 3277 nucleotides. It is a transcript of the gene FAC1, whose product is annotated as AMP deaminase, putative / myoadenylate deaminase. The record is from RefSeq and is a predicted model, not a curated record. Gene Ontology annotation, cellular component: cytosol. NCBI's taxonomy places the organism in Eukaryota, Viridiplantae, Streptophyta, Magnoliopsida, Fagales, Betulaceae. Gene Ontology annotation, biological process: IMP salvage; AMP metabolic process. Gene Ontology annotation, molecular function: AMP deaminase activity.